CCCUUCUUCCCCUACUCCCACCCGCCGCCGCCGCCGCCACCACAGCUGCGCCGCUUCAAGGCAGGACAUUGUGAAAGUUUCCCAAGUCUGAAAAGAUGGUUCUGAAGACUGAACUUUGCCGUUUCAGUGGGCAGAAGAUAUACCCAGGCAAGGGUAUCAGAUUCAUUCGUGCUGAUUCCCAGGUUUUUCUUUUUGCCAACUCGAAAUGCAAGCGUUACUUCCACAACCGCCUGAAGCCUGCAAAGCUUACCUGGACAGCAAUGUACAGGAAGCAGCACAAGAAGGACAUUCAUGCUGAAGCUGUCAAGAAGAGGCGCCGCACCACCAAGAAGCCAUACUCACGGUCAAUUGUUGGCGCUACACUGGAAGUUAUCCAAAAGAAGAGAAGUGAGAAGCCUGAAGUCCGCGAUGCAGCCAGAGAAGCGGCUCUUCGCGAGAUCAAGGAGCGCAUAAAGAAAACCAAGGAUGAGAAAAAGGCAAAGAAGGCAGAGGUGGCAAAAUCUCAGAAGUCACAGGCGAAGGGUGGUGCUGCCCAGAGGGGUUCUAAAGGUCCUAAGAUCGGCGGCGGUGGUGGAAAGCGCUGAACGUUCCUUGCCCCAUAGGGAGAGUUCUUCCUUUAGCUUUCUCACCGGUCCUAUCGUAGAAACAGUCCCUUGGUCAAGUUAUUAGCCUGCCGUAUUGAUUUCUCCUAUUCUGUGAGAUGACUUGUUUGAAAUGCUUCGAGUAUUUUGUUAGUCAAUUUACAAUGGCACUUAUGUUUGGCUAUUAUAAAAUUAUCAAGUUUUCUGGCUUGACAA
This is a messenger RNA of Oryza brachyantha (malo sina), 797 nucleotides long. Its product is annotated as 60S ribosomal protein L24. NCBI's taxonomy places the organism in Eukaryota, Viridiplantae, Streptophyta, Magnoliopsida, Poales, Poaceae. The transcript has 6 exons. The coding region runs from base 96 to 584 and encodes 162 amino acids. Gene Ontology annotation, biological process: cytoplasmic translation. Gene Ontology annotation, molecular function: mRNA binding; structural constituent of ribosome. Gene Ontology annotation, cellular component: cytosolic large ribosomal subunit. The record is from RefSeq and is a predicted model, not a curated record.